Messenger RNA from Aphanomyces invadans, 1236 nucleotides. RefSeq lists its product as hypothetical. The coding region runs from base 23 to 838 and encodes 271 amino acids. NCBI's taxonomy places the organism in Eukaryota, Oomycota, Saprolegniomycetes, Saprolegniales, Verrucalvaceae. Gene Ontology annotation, biological process: tubulin complex assembly; cytoplasmic microtubule organization; post-chaperonin tubulin folding pathway. Gene Ontology annotation, cellular component: nucleus; cytoplasm; microtubule plus-end. Gene Ontology annotation, molecular function: alpha-tubulin binding; microtubule plus-end binding. The record is from RefSeq and is a predicted model, not a curated record. The transcript has 2 exons.
UGUGCAGUCGACCAUUCGCACGAUGGCGCAGGACAUGCGGGCGCUGCGCGACUACGUGACGGCAAAGGACGGAUAUGAGUACGCGGAAGUGUCGGACGGCUUGGUGUGUCUGCACAUUACGCACUCCAACCUCCGCGCGACGAUCGUGGACAUUCGCCUGGACUUGCACAUGACGCUGGCCCAAGUCAAGGAGAAAGUGUACCGCCACUGCGGCACAAAACCUGACUACAUGACCCUCAUCUUGAAAAGCGGGUCCACAGUCAUCGGAACAUUGGACGAUGAAAGACGCAUGCUUGGGUACUACCCCGUCCAGCACGGCAUGACCCUGCACGUCGUAGACAAUGAUCCAUUCUCGCUUGCAAAAGGCGGUGGACUUGAGGACGUUUCGUUGGUGAAGAAGUACGAAAUCAGUGAAGAAGACUACGACAAACGGAAGAACACGGUGCGCAACUACAAGAAAGAGCAGUUGGCGAAGGAUCCGAACUGGAAACCACCCGUCCUCAUGGGCGCGGGCUUGCGUGGGGUUAAGAACGAUUAUGGGCCGGAGACGGUUGCGGGCAUCGAAGUCGGCAUGCGAUGCGAAGUAGCGCCUGGCGGACGACGAGGCCGAGUCGCGUACGUUGGUGUGGUGCCCGAGUUGGCGUCGUCCGAGGUGGGAGGGCACUGGGUCGGGGUUGUCUUUGACGAACCCGUGGGCAAAGGCAACGGAUGCGUCAAGGGAACGCGGUAUUACGACUGCCUUGAAAAAUUCGGCGGGUUCAUUCGGCCCCCGAACGUCGCCGUCGGCGACUUUCCGCCCCUGGACGAGCUGGAAUCCGACGACGACGAUGAGUUUUAGAUGCGAAGUAACCAGACACACUACAUCCCUAUGUCGAUCGUCCCCUGGUCAUGUGCAUGAAAGGGCACGUUGAAUUCGUGCGCCUGGGCGACUACAUGUGACGCACACCUACGACCAUGAAUCGGGAUGCAUUAAAUUUCAGCCUUCUUCAGGAUCUCUUCGACAUUCCAGCGCUUUCGCUUGCUCAACGGACGCGUCUGGCUGAUGCGAACCAUGUCGCCAAUGUUGCACGCGUUCUCUUCGUCAUGCGCCAUAAACUUCUUUGUCUUCUUGUAGUACUUGCCGUACGUUGGGUCCUUCACAAUGCGUGUGACGGCCACCAGGACACUCUUCUGCAUCUUGUCGCUCACGAUCUUCCCGAAGAUUGGCUUCAUUCUCCGGCGCUUCCUCCGUCGUCC